CGUGGGAGCCGCGGGGCUGCGCGCGGGGGUCGCGGCGCGGGAGCCGGGCGGGGCGCGGCGAGGCGAGGCGAGGGGCCGAGGGGGCCGGGCCGACCCCGCUGCGCCGCCGUCCCGCGCGGGAUGCGGCGCUGAGGCCCAGCAUGGCCGGCCCGGGCCCCACCUUCCCGCUGCACCGGCUGGUCUGGGCGAACCGGCACCGCGAGCUGGACGCCGCGCUGCACAGCCGCCAGCACGACGUGGAGCAGGAGGACCCGCGCGGCCGCACGCCCCUGGAGCUGGCCGUGUCGCUGGGCAACCUGGAGUCGGUGCGCGUCCUGCUCCGCCACCGCGCCAACGUGGACCGCGAGAGCCGCCAGGGCUGGGCAGUCCUGCAGGAGGCCGUGAGCACCGGGGACCCCGAGAUGGUGCAGCUGGUGCUGCAGCACCGGGACUACCAGCGGGCCACGCAGAGGCUGUCCGGCAUCCCCGAGCUGCUCAGCAAGCUCCGCCAGGCUCCCGAUUUCUACGUGGAGAUGAAGUGGGAAUUUACCAGCUGGGUGCCCCUGGUGUCCAAGAUGUGCCCGAGCGACGUGUACCGGGUGUGGAAGCGGGGUGAGAGCCUGCGGGUGGACACCACCCUGCUGGGCUUCGAGCACAUGACCUGGCAGCGUGGCCGCAGGAGUUUCAUCUUCAGAGGCCAAGAGGAGGGCGCCCUGGUGAUGGAGGUGGACCACGACCAGCAGGUAGUGCACACGGAGCAGCUGUCCCUGGCGCUGCAUGAGCCCGAGGCGCUGCUGGCUGCAAUGAGACCCAGCGCCGAGCAUGUGGCCAGCCGCCUGACGUCACCCAUCGUGUCCACCCACCUGGACACCCGCAACGUGGCCUUCGAGAGGAACAAAUGUGGUAUCUGGGGAUGGCGGUCAGAGAAGAUGGAGACAGUCAGUGGCUACGAGGCCAAGGUCUACAGUGCCACCAACGUGGAGCUGGUGACACGCACACGCACGGAGCACCUCUCUGACCAAGACAAGUCGAAGAGCAAAGGGGGCAAGACUCCCUUCCAGUCCUUCCUCGGCAUCGCCCAGCAACAUUCCUCCCACAGUGGGGCCUCUGUGCAGCAGGCAGCCAGCCCCACCAACCCCACGGCCAUUUCCCCGGAUGAGUACUUCGACCCCAACUUCAGCCUGGAGUCCCGCAAUAUCGGCCGCCCCAUCGAGAUGUCCCGCAAAGUGCAGAGGUUCAAGGCCACGCUGUGGUUGAGCGAGGAGCACCCACUGUCCCUGGGGGACCAGGUGACACCCAUCAUUGACCUCAUGGCCAUCAGCAACGCACACUUCGCCAAGCUGCGGGACUUCAUCACGCUGCGCCUCCCACCCGGCUUCCCGGUCAAGAUAGAGAUCCCCCUUUUCCACGUGCUCAAUGCCCGUAUCACCUUCAGCAACCUGUGUGGCUGCGAUGAGCCACUGAGCUCCGUGUGCACUCCGGCGCCCAGCUCUGGGCUCACAGGCCAUGCGAGCCCCUUCCCCUGCGAGGUGGACCCCGCCGUGUUUGAGGUGCCGGAGGGCUACAGCGUGCUGGGUGCCGAGCGCAAUGAGCCGCUGCGGGACGAGGACGACGACCUGCUGCAGUUCGCUAUUCAGCAGAGCCUACUGGACGCAGGCACCGAGGCCGAGCAGGUGACAGUAUGGGAGGCGCUGACUAACACCCGGCCGGGCACCCACCCUGCACCCCAGCCCACUGUGUAUGAGGAGCAGCUGCAGCUGGAGCGGGCCCUCCAGGAAAGCCUACGGAUGUCCACGGAGCCCAGGGCCCCCGGCUCCCCGCAGAGGACACCCCCGCCUCCAGACCCCCCAAGCUUCGAAGAGCAGCUUCGCCUGGCCCUGGAGCUGUCUUCCCGGGAGCAGGAGGAGCGGGAGCGGCGCGGGCAGCAGGAGGAAGAGGACUUGCAGCGGAUCCUUCGGCUUUCGCUCACAGAGCACUGAACACCAAGCAGCGGCCCCCACCUGCUUUUGUAACUUAUUUAUUUAUAAACUCUGGAGCCCAGAGCCUCAGGCAGGCUUACAGUAGAGACCCCGUGGAAAUAAAGAGCCCUUCAGUGGCA
Messenger RNA from Suncus etruscus (white-toothed pygmy shrew), 2077 nucleotides. RefSeq names its product ankyrin repeat domain 13D (gene ANKRD13D). The coding region runs from base 141 to 1958 and encodes 605 amino acids. Lineage: Eukaryota; Metazoa; Chordata; Mammalia; Eulipotyphla; Soricidae. Gene Ontology annotation, cellular component: cytoplasm. Gene Ontology annotation, molecular function: protein binding. The transcript is spliced from 15 exons. The record is from RefSeq and is a predicted model, not a curated record.